Messenger RNA from Drosophila mojavensis, 5967 nucleotides. It is a transcript of the gene ImpE1, whose product is annotated as titin. The record is from RefSeq and is a predicted model, not a curated record. The transcript is spliced from 7 exons. Gene Ontology annotation, molecular function: protein binding. Bases 387 to 5588 code for a protein of 1733 amino acids. NCBI's taxonomy places the organism in Eukaryota, Metazoa, Arthropoda, Insecta, Diptera, Drosophilidae.
UUCAGUUCGUUGCUGACCAACGUAACGUGCGGACGUGCCCAGCUCGCCUCCACAAACGAACCAAAAUCAAAAAGAAGAAAGAAAAUUUGAACAAACCGAAAUAAAACAGAGCAGCGAGGCGAAAUACAGUGCAAAUUUUAACAUUUAAUGUUCAAAGGUUGUGAACCAUACAGCAACAACAACAGCAACAACAAUAACGAAAAAUAAAUAUAUACGAUAGCAGCAGCAACGACAAUAACAACAACAACAACAACAGCAACAACAACGACGGUUGCAUUUCACAACAAACACCUAGCUGGCAACAUCUUCUUGGAAGCAAACGCUCUGUGAGAGCAACAACAAUAGCAACAGCAACAGCAGCAGCAGCAGCAGCAGCGGCAGCAACAAUGACAGCGACGCCGACGUCGACGUCGGCUGCGGCGAGAAAGCAACCUGCAAAUAGCGCGUUGCUCCGCGAAGCUUUUACGGUUAAGCGGCUUUUAGCGACCUUUGUCAUCUGCACACUGCUCAACACAAGUCAGGCUCUGGAGCUGGGUGACAAGUGCCAGCAUGACAUGGACUGCACAGAUUUCAUCAAGGGCAGCAGCUGCUCAGCGCUGGGCUACUGCGAGUGUGCGCCCUACUUUGUCCAACUGGACUCCAAGCGCUGUCUGUCAUCUCAACUACUGGGCGGCGAUUGCCAGGUGAGCGAACAAUGCUCAAUGAAGGUGGCAAACAGCAGCUGCUUGGACGGUGCCUGCCGCUGCGUCGAGGGAUUCUUGCAGUUCCGCAAGCACACAUGUCUGGGACCCGCUCACCCUGGCGCCGUUUGUUAUAGCCAUGCCCAUUGUCAAAUGUUCGAUACGCGCACCCACUGCGAUUUCCUCAUACCCAAUCUCUUUGGACGCUGCCAGUGCACGGCGCCGACGCGCAUGGUGGGUGGACUCUGUGUGGCACCAGCGGCCGAUGAGACGGCAGCAGAGGAGCAGCCCGCUGAGAAGGCAUCCACGACCACAACAACAACGACAACGACAACAACGCCUGUGCCUACAACAAGAGCAACAACAACGACGACAACAUCGACGACAACAACAACAACAACAACAACAACUCCAGCGCCCACAACAGCGAGAACAACGUCAGCGCCCAUCUUGCUGGAGGAUGAGCUGCCCGCCAGCGUGGAGGAGCAGGCAUUUGAAGAGGAUGAUAUGGAUGCUAUAAAGCUGCGACCCCAAGUCGUCGACGUGGACAAUGGUGAGAAAUUCGAUCCUGUGGAUCAUGCACAUGAGGAAACCGAAUUGACUCAACAGCAGGAGCUGGAGGAGAGUCAAGCCAAGCCCGAGGCUGAGCAGACUCAACCAGAGGAGCAGCAGCAGGAAACUGAGCUGGAGAGUGAGCACAUUCCGGCAAUCCUAGAGCCAGAACAGCCUGAAACAGUUGAGCAAGCGGUAGCCUCCGAGCAGGAGGAGCAACGCCCCGUCGAGGAACAGCAGCCAACAACUGGAGCUCAGCAGCCAUUGACGCCAGCCGAUGUGACCACCGAGGCCAUGGAAGCUGUGGAGCACGAGACUGAAGCAUUGCCCGCCUACGACUAUCCGUACAAGAUUGAUGAGGAAUACGCUGAGGAGCAUGAGAUCAAGCCCGAGGCAGAACCAGAAACAGUGCCAGAGGCGGAGGUGGAUGCAAAGCCAGAGCCACAGCCCGAGUCAGAGCCACAGCCAGAGACAGUGCCAGAGGUGCAAAUUGAGGAGGAGGCGGUUCCAGCACCUGCAACGGUCAAUGAGCCAACUGUUGAGGAGGAGGAGGAGCCGGAGGAGGCAUCGGGCGCACAAGAAAUUGCGCCAGCCGCAGCCGACGAUACCAUGAAAUUUGAUUAUGAAACCGAAGAGCAACAACAGCAACAACAACAACAACAGACGGCUGAGCAAGCUCCUCAGCAACAGCAACAUGAUGAGCUGGAAUCUGCGCUAGGUGCCGUGCCCAUUGAGAAGGAGGAGGAGAUCAACAGUGAGACUGAUGUGGAGGCAGCCACAGAGAACAAUCAGCAGCUGCAGCUGGAGGAUGAGAAGGAGCCGACGUCAAACGAUGCUGAUGAUGAUUUGAUACCCGUGCAUGGCGAAGAGGUGGCGGAAAAUGAAAGUGCAACAAAUGCGCCAGCCAAGCAGCAGCCAGAGGCUGAGUCGGAGAACGUUGAGCAGGAGGAGGUGGAGCAGUCGGGUGAUCAUGAGAUGGAGACGGAGCAGGCGCCUCAGGCAGAGGCGGAGAUAGAGGCGGAAGCACAGGAGGAAGCACAGACGGAGGCGGAGGUGGAGACACAACCACAACAAGCUGACGUCACAGCAGUCAAUGAUGAAGAAGAAGAAGCUGUUGAAGAAGUGCAGCCAGCCAAGCAGGCAGAGGAGGAAGAAGAGGAACAACAGCAGCAACAACAACAACAACAACAAGACGAGCUGCAGUUCGCAACAGAAGCAACCGAAAUUGAGGAGCCAGCGAAACUGAUGGACAGCGAAAGCCCAGCAGCAACAAUUGCCAAUGAUGCAGAGACAGAGGUAGAGUCUGUGUCAGAGCCAGAGCUGGAAAAGGAAAAUCAAGUGGAAGAGGAGCCAGAGAAACCCGACCAAGCAGCUGAAGCCGCAGAAGUCGAGGCGGCAACAGAAACCGCGGCAGAGCCUGAGAAUGCAGCUGAAAUCGAGACAGAGCCAGAGGCAGAGGAAGAGGAAGAGACGGAAAAUGGGAAGGAGAAGGAGACGGAGUCAGAGUCAGAGUCAGAGUCAGAGCUGGAGCUGAAGCUGGAGACGACAACCGAUCAGGCAGAACAAAGCGCCGACGUUAAGCCGACAAGUGGCGAAGAUGAUUUAAAUGAAGCCAAUCAAUUAAAUCAACAGCAAAUCGCAGAGCAAAAACCAGACGAAGCUGAAGCUGAGGCUGAGGCUGACGCUGAGGUUGCGGCAGAAGCGACAACUGAGCAGCAGCUGAAUGAGGAGCAGAAUGUGGAACAUGAGAUAGAGACAGAAAGCCAAACGGAGAAGGAGACGGAGUUGGAGAUGGAGCCAGCUGCUGAGGUGGAGGCAAUCAGCGAAGCGCAGCACGAAGAAUCGACUUACCCAACAAAUGAUGAUGAAUUGGCGCCAGAGCAAGUCACAGAGCAGGUGGCCAAUGCACAAGACGAUGCAGAGGAGCACGACGAGGCAGCGGAGGCGGAGGAGAUGGCAGCAACCACUAGUGAACCAGAAAUCUUGCAGCAGCCAACAGCAGCAGCAGAGGAGACUGAGCUAAAUGCAAAUGCAAUUAAGACGCCCGAAGUGUCGGAAACAAUUGCAGAGCCAGCGCUUGAACUAGAGUCAGAGCCAGAGCCAGAGCCAGAGUCGGAGACAGAGUCGGAGCCCGAGGCAGUGCAGGCGGUGCAGUUAGACAACAUUGCUAAUGAUGAGGUGUCGCACGUUGAGGAUGAAGUUGAAGAGUUGCCCGUGCAGCAGGCAGAUGAGGUUGAAGGCGCGGCUGAUGCGGCCACUGAAAUACCGACAGAGGCAACGCCAAUUAAACACGAUGAGCUGCAGGAAACCGAACUCAAUCUCAAGACGGAAACUGUCACCGAGCGCAGUGAAAGUGGCGAGCAGGCUGAAGCGGAAAUGGACAAAAAUGAAAAUGAUAAUAUCAUACAAGGAGCGGAGCCAAAUGUGGAGCAGCAGCCAAUCAAGGUCACAGCGGCAGAGGCCGAAGCAGAGGUAGAGGCAGAGUCCACAACUGAGCAGCAGAUCAAAUUGGAUGAGGCGGAGCUGCAGCAGCCAGAAGUGAACUUCGACGAUGCCAGCAUGGAAAAAGUUGAGGAUGCGCCAGCGGAGACUGUGACCGAAGCAGCAGCAACAGCAGCGGCGGAAAUGGAAACGGAGCAGGCAGCCACACAGCUGCCCGAGCUGGUCGCCGAGGUGCCCAUUGUGAGCGAGGAGCAGCCUGCCGAUGACUUCAAGGAAAGCGAAAGCGUUGCGGGCAUACUGAACGAUCUGAUGCUUGAGGGCGACAGCACCGUGCCUCCGGUGCCAUUCGGAGAGCAGCCGGCGCAAACUAUGCCCAUACCAGCCGGCGAGAAGCCAAAGCAGGAGGCGCAGCAGCAGCAACAGCAGCAGCUGGAUGAGAAUGAAAUGCCAGCCAUGCCCGAUUUGCUGGCAGAGGCCGAUGAACUGCACGAGCAGCAGGAGCAACCCGAAGACACUGAAGCUGAAGCAGUGCCUGUCACUGAAGCAAACAGCAACGAGUUGGAUGACAAACUAGUUACCUUCUAUCCCGAGAUGCCAGUGGAGCAACAGCAGCAGCAGGAGCAACAGGAGCAGGAGCACGAACAGGCAGCUGUUACAGCUGAGCUGCAGCCAGAGUCAACCACAUUGGAAACGGAAGCCGAAGCAGAGCCAGAGCGCACGCUGUCGCCUGAGGAGCUGCCCUUCGACCUGAGCGAUAAUUCCGGUCCGAUCCGGCUGCAGGAGCUCGAAUCGGACAGUUUGAUUGUGGAGUCCACGACGCUGGACACACAGCUCGACCAGAACAAUCACAUUGAUGCGCUGAACGUGCACGUCACGCAAGCCAACGAGGAGGCCACGCCCAACCCGGCUGAUAUCGUCGAGAUCACCACGCAGACCAUGCUCGGCUUGGCUAGUCGUGUUACACUCAUGGAGCCCGCCGCCCCAGUGGUGACCACCCUGAAGCCCCUGAUGACCUCAGAGGAGGCCACACCCCUGCCCGCUAUCAGCUACCCGCCAGAGAAUCCCAUCGUGUCGCUGCUGAGUGGCAAACCGAGCACAGAGCUGCGCAAGCGCGUCGACCUGGCCCUGGAGGCCAUCUCUCUGGGUCUGCCCUGCGCCAGCGAUCGCCAAUGCCAGAUGGCCGAUCCCCACACCGUCUGCAAUGCACGUGGCGUGUGCGACUGCGCCGCAUCAACUGGCGCAGAUCAGGGUCAGUGCAGUGCGGAGCGCACAGGCUGCAGUCCCGGCACCUUCCAGUGCCGUUCGAGUGGCGUUUGCAUCUCGUGGUUCUUCGUGUGCGAUGGACGCGCCGACUGCAACGACGAAUCCGACGAGGAGUGCACCCACAAUGCCCGCCUCAAUCAGACCUGUCCGGCGGAGGCGUUCCGCUGCGAGCGCAGCGGCCGUUGCAUCUCCCGUGCGGCGCUCUGCGACGGACGCAAACAGUGUCCGCAUGGCGAGGAUGAGCUGGGCUGUGAUGGCCAUCUGAAGGGCGGCAACAGCUGUCCGGCGCACACGUUCCGCUGCAAGAGCGGCGAAUGCCUGCCCGAGUACGAGUACUGCAAUGCCAUUGUCUCCUGCAAGGAUGGCAGCGAUGAGCCGCCCCAUCUCUGCGGCUCUCGUGCCAUGCCCAAUCUCUUCAUGCGCCUGAUCGAAGCGGGUGGCCUGCUGGCCAGUCGCCGGGAGCCGGAUGCCUAUUGCCCGCAUCGCUGCAGCAAUGGACUCUGCCGCUCCACGGCCAUCGUGUGCUCCGGCCGCGAUGGCUGCGGCGAUGGCACCGAUGAGCAAACCUGCGCCGUCUGCCGCUGUCCCGCUCCAACUGCUGCCAGCCUGCCGGCCUAUUUGGCCAGGCAUCGCCCCAUGCCGCUGUGGUAGACGGGGGGAGUAGGGAGAUCUACAUGAUGAUCAUCAUCACUAUACUUCGUGCACUUCACCCACGCUGUCAAUUUGCCAAUUUAUGUGAACCAAUUUUGGAUAUAUUUGGAUUUUUUGAGCUAGCAUUUAAGUCGAUUUAACGCUAUUUAUUUAUUUAUUUAUUAUUUGUUUGCGACUGCGCCUGCCACGCCCAAUUGCCACCUUGCUAGCAAGGGAUGGCCGACAUCCUUUGACCCAGCGAUGCUGACAAUUGUGCGCCCUAUGCGCAAUCUAAAGACCCCCAAACACCACACACACACACCUCACACACUAUCCACACUUCAUCCAGAACUUCAUCUAUUCCCAUUAUCAACUUUAUUUAUUCUAUUCAUGUGCCCAU